This is a messenger RNA of Chenopodium quinoa (quinoa), 2346 nucleotides long. RefSeq lists its product as uncharacterized. The transcript has 5 exons. Lineage: Eukaryota; Viridiplantae; Streptophyta; Magnoliopsida; Caryophyllales; Amaranthaceae. The record is from RefSeq and is a predicted model, not a curated record. The coding region runs from base 1 to 2346 and encodes 781 amino acids.
AUGGAAGUUGAGGGGGAUAAGGCUUUAGGUAAGAGGGUGAGAAUGUGUGAUAAUGCUAUGACCACAUGGAAGAUUGUAUUGGUGACUUCAAUGAAAUCCUUCAUCUUUCAGAGAAGAGUGGUGGGGGAUGAUUGUGCGAAGUGGCAAAUGAACAAUUUUAGAAAUGCAAUUAAUUCAUGUGCUUUGCAAAAUGUCCCUUUUACAGGUUAUGAAUUCACUUAUGAUGAUGGGAGGGAGGGGAUUCAUAAUACUCGGUGCCGGCUUGAUCGAGCUCUUGCUACGGAUGCUUGGUUGAUGAAGUUCCCAGAUUCUUUGUUGAUUCAUCUUGAUUGCGAAUGGUCAGACCAUGCUCCCAUUAAGCUUGUUUUAGAGUUGCAAAAUACUAUGAAAUUGGGUGAGAAACCAUUUAAGUUCGAGCAUAUUUUGCAGACCGAUUAUGGUUGUGAAGGCGUGGUUCAGAAUGCGUGGGAGGGGGGUUGGUCUCUUGAAUCACAACUUGCACUUUGUACUGCUGAUCGUAAGACCUGGAGCGAAACUUUGCAGGCGGUGUAUACAGUGGAGGAGGUGAAGUUUGCCUUGAGCCAGAUGCAUCCUGCUAAGGUGUCGGGACCGUAUGGUAUGUGCCCUUUAUUUUUUCAGUUAUAUGUUGGCCCUUUAAUGUCUAAUUGUGUGUUGUCUAUUCUGCGUGGUGCCCCGAUUCCUCAGUUUAUUAAUCGUACUUAUAUCGCCCUUAUUCCGAAAAAAAAGGAUGUUGAUCAAAUGGUGGAUUUUAGGCCAAUUUCCUUGUGUAAUGUGAUAUACAAGCUAGUUUUGAAAGUGCUAGCUAAUCGGCUUAAAUAUUUUCUCGACGAGAUUAUUUCUAUUAAUCAGAGUGCGUUUACUCCUGGUCAAUUGAUUUCUAAUAACAUCUUUGUUGCUUUUGUGCUUUUCCAUUAUAUGAAGAAUUUGCCGAAUAAGGGAGGGUGUAUUGCGAUGAAGUUGGAUAUGUCUAAGGCAUUUGACAAAAUAGAGUGGGAUUUUCUUGAGGCUGUCUUGAGACGUUUUGGUUUUGAUCAGAAUUGGUGUGAUCGUGUUAUGGACUGUGUUCGAUCGGUUUCUUUUUCUGUGCUUGUCAAUGGUCGACCGACGGAUGAUUUUUCCCCGGGUCGGGGGAUUAGGCAAGGGGAUCCGAUUUCUCCGUAUUUGUUUAUUUUGUGUGUUGAGGUUUUUACUUAUCUGUUGAGGGAUGCACAGGAAAGGGGUAGCUUACAUGGUGUCCGCAUUGCUCCGACGGCUCCGUCUAUUUCUCAUUUGUUGUUUGCUAAUGGGGUUCCGGUCUCUAAAUGUAUUGAGUUAGCUAGUAUGCUCGGAGUUUGUAUUGUGGAUAUUCAUGACCGUUAUCUUGGGCUUCCUACGGUGGUGGGAAGGUCUAAGAAAGUGAUUACAAGAUGUGUUAAGGAGAAACUUUGGAAGAAGCUACAAGGGUGGAAAGGGAUGCAAGGGGAUAGGAAGAUUCAUUGGCUUGCGUGGAAAAAGCUUUGUCGUCCUAAGAAUGAGGGAGGUUUGGGUUUUCGUGACUUUAAGUUGUUCAAUUGGGGAUUGUUGGGUAAGCAGGCUUGGAUGUUAAUGUUGCAACCGGGUACCUUAGUGGAGCAAAUUUUGAAGUGCCGUUAUUAUCCUAACUCUACUUUUAUGGAAGCAGACAUUGGAGUCAAUCCUAGCUAUACUUGGAGGGGAAUUGCGGAAGCUAGAUGCGUGGUUCGUAGAGGUAUGAAAUGGAGAGUGGGGAAUGGUGAGUCUAUUCGUGUUUGGACUGAUCCAUGGGUGCCUAAUACCCAGUCGCACAUGGUCAUUUCUCCUCGUGGUGAAGCUCUUGUAGAUAUGAAGGUGUGUGAUUUUAUACAGUCAAGUCCUUCUACCGUUUGCUGGAAUGUAGAAAAGCUUCGCCAAGUCUACCUACCUUUCGAAUGUGACAAAAUUCUUAGAAUUCCUCUUAGCAUUAGACUCCUCGAGGAUAGUUUGUGCUGGGAUCUAGAAAAGAAUGGCGUGUAUUCAAAACUUCAAGUCCUGCCCUGCAUCAAAAGUUUUGCCUGGAGAGCUCUGCAAAACGCUUUUCUAACUCGACACAACAUACAUUAUCGUGUUAAGGAGCAGGAUUCGGAUUGCAGCAUCUGUCUAAGGGAUUAUGAGACCACUGUUCACGCUCUCAGGGACUGUAAGUUCGCAAAAAAUGUCUGGGCUAGGAGCAACUUUGCAAUUGUUGCUGAGUCUCGAACCCAUUGUAUUAUCGAUUGGUGGGAAGGGUGUCUUGCUAAGUUUGAUGAGGUAGAAGCAGCUGCUAUUCUUACCCUUUGUUGGGCGAUUUAG